Molecule: messenger RNA, 999 nt
Organism: Drosophila innubila
Lineage: Eukaryota; Metazoa; Arthropoda; Insecta; Diptera; Drosophilidae
Exons: 1
Coding region: 16-942 (308 amino acids)
Source: RefSeq, a predicted model, not a curated record
AAUUCAAAAUUAACAAUGGAUAAUGACAAUAAAAAACCGCCAGACGAUGAGAAGGCAGAGCAUCAGCCCAAUACUCAAAAUGUUCUCCAGUUGGCAGAUGGUCAUGUGGGUGAGACCGAAACAGAUGAACUCAUACUAAGGCAUGUGAGCUUCGAGAUGCCCAGCAGCACCUUGGAGUGUCUGAAUCUGGAUGAGGCCGAGGUGCUAGUUCAGGACAUGAUCGAGAGUAUUUUGCCAAAUUUGGAGCCUGAUAAGGUAGCCAGCACUUCCACAUUGACGUCGUUGACUAGGUACGACGAUGAGCGAAUGCAUCGCAUUCUGCGGCUGCUCGAUCGGUAUACACGCAAGCUGGAGGCCAUUGAGGAACAAAUGCAGAGCUCCAGUCGGGAGGCACACUCAAGUCAGGGUGAAGAGCGAUUGGGUCAACAGAUGAAGUUGACACAACACUGCGAGCUGGCGACACAGACGCUUCCGUUGAAAAGCCAAAGCCUGGGCAUGAUUAGCAGUCGAAGAAUCAACCAAGAACAACAGCAGCAGCAACAACAACAGGAGAUGGAAAUAAUUCCACCCUGUGAAUGUAGACAUCAUAUAAUCACGAUCAGUGCCAACAGCUCCUCACCAUUUGCAACUCCCUCUCCGCGUCGCACAUUCAUGGGUCGCAUUGGCCAAACUUUGGGUGACUUUGCAGGUGCUUUGUGCUUGUGCCUUCAUGUAAACAAGGAUUGCAUUUUUUGUCUCGGCUUCUUCCUAGCGUUUGUGAUUAGUGCCAGUUUUCUUACUGCCUUCUUUUAUCGCACCAUCAGCCUAAGCACCACACCCAUCCGUGUGCCGAUUGAUUCAGUACGUGUCACUCCGGUGCCAUCAGCCAGUGAAACAGCCGCACUGCGUUUAAAUGGAGGUUAUUACUAUAUCUACAAUACUCAUCGACAGCAUUUUGUAUAAUAUUUCGAUUGUCAUAAAUUUUUCUAUCGUUUCAUAAAUGGUAAUUAAUUAAUUGUA